Pseudoliparis swirei is the source of this 1407-nucleotide messenger RNA. It is a transcript of the gene fgl1b, whose product is annotated as fibrinogen like 1B. NCBI's taxonomy places the organism in Eukaryota, Metazoa, Chordata, Actinopteri, Perciformes, Liparidae. The transcript is spliced from 10 exons. The coding region runs from base 108 to 1187 and encodes 359 amino acids. The record is from RefSeq and is a predicted model, not a curated record.
UCCCAAAUACCAUAGUUGUCGAUGGAGAAGGAAAAUCAUCAAACUGGCAUGGAGUUCAGGGUUUGGCAAGAGGAAAAGAACACUGGACCUUCGGGAGGCUUCGUGAAAUGAAGACUGAUACAGAAGCAAAAUACCUUUUCCUCAAAGUCAUGGCAGCGCUGCUGUUCUUGGCUCUGGUGUGCCCCACCGUGGCCUCUUCUACACCCGUGUCAGCUCUGGAGUCGUGCGGGCCAGAGGUCGCUGCUCUCAAGCGCAGCAUCAAGAAGCUGGAGAAUAAACUUUUAAUCGGGAAUUGGCAGGUCGAGUACUUGCAGAAGCACAAACACUUCUGGCCAUUUCAACCUGCUUUGGAUGACACUGAAGCUGAAACUGACACAAACCACAGCAGCAGCGAGGCGUUAGACGCCGCUAACAGGACUCAGGUCGUACCGCUUCCACCUGCAGGCAAUCUGAUUGUCUAUGACAAAGACUGCUCUGAGCUGUUUGACAGACUGAGACCACCGAGCGGUUUCUAUCGCAUCAGACCCAAACCGCACCAGGAUCCUUUUUUGGCCUACUGCGACAUGGAGGACGGAGGAGGGUGGACGGUGUUUCAGAGACGUCGGCAUGGAAAAGUGGACUUCAGCAGAGACUGGGUGGACUACAGAGACGGCUUUGGGGACUUCAAACUGUGGAACGAUGAGUUCUGGUUGGGCAACGAGCGCAUGCAUUCGCUCCUCUCAGACGGUAAGAACCUGGUAAAGAUAGAUCUAAUGGACUGGGGUGGACAGAGAAGUUAUGCAUUUUAUGAGAACUUCAAGAUCACAGAUGAGGCCGAUAAGUAUCGUCUCCAGUACGGGCUGUAUAGUGGGAAAGCUGGAGACGCUCUGACUGGUGGGGGGGGGAUGGUGGAGCAGUGGUCUGCUUGCCUCAGCGGGAUGCAGUUCAGCACCAGAGAUCAGGACAAUGACCGCUACCUUCAGGGCAGCUGCGCUGAGGAGAAUAAGGCUGGUUGGUGGUACAACAGAUGUCAUGCCGCCAACCUAAAUGGGAAUUUCUACCGCAAAGGGAAGUACAAGGGCCCGAUUGACAACGGUGUGGUGUGGGGGACCUGGAAGGGCCUCUGGUAUUCCCUCAGACACACCGCCAUGAAGGUGCGGCCUCUGGUUUUCUUGGAUGUCGCGGGCAGCGGAGCGGGAGAAAUGUAAUCCUUUAUAUUCCCUCGUGUAAUCCAGAAUGUAAGAAAAAAAAUGAGGGGGAAAGACCGAUCUGUUUCAAUUCUUUUGUAUUUAAACUUCAAAAUCUUUUGUGUCAUCAUUUAAAACCAGAAUAAAAUGUUGAUGUAACAGUACAUUGUAUUUUCCAGUAAGCGCCGCUUUCUAUUACGUGUGUAAUAUUACUCAAAACAAUAAAACAAACAGCAUCUCA